AUGACCACCAAGGAGAAAGAUGAUAUGUUGCUAGCUGCUGAGAAGAAGUCUGACAUUCAAAAGUUGAAGGGACUACUCAGUAUAGAAUUCGAAAUGAAGGAUUUAGGUGCUACUAAGAAAUUUUGGGAAUGGAGAUCUACAGAGAUAGAAGUCAUAAGAAGCUAUUCUUGUCACGGAAGGGGUAUAUUCAGAAAGUUCUAUCGAGGUUUGGAAUGGCUACUGCUAAGCCCAUUGAUACUCCUAGAGAAGGAAUACAUGUCACAUGUUCCUUAUGUUAGUGCAGUGAAAAACUUGAUGUAUGCUAUGGUCUGCACUAAACCGGAUCUUGCACAUGCUGUUAGUGUUGCCAGUAGGUUCAUGGGAGACCCUGGUAAGGAACACUGGCAAACAGUGAAGAGGAUUUUCCGCUAUCUCAGGGGUACAUCUGAUAUUGGUCUCAGUUAUGGUGGUGAUAGUCAGUGUCUAGUAUCUGGUUACUCAGAUUCUGACUAUGCUGGAGAUGUAGACAAUAGAAGAUCGAUGACCGGUUAUGUAUUCACGCUUGGUGGAUCUGUUGUGAGUUGGAAGGCUAUUUUGUAG
Impatiens glandulifera is the source of this 579-nucleotide messenger RNA. Its product is annotated as secreted RxLR effector protein 161-like. Lineage: Eukaryota; Viridiplantae; Streptophyta; Magnoliopsida; Ericales; Balsaminaceae. The record is from RefSeq and is a predicted model, not a curated record. The transcript has 3 exons. Bases 1 to 579 code for a protein of 192 amino acids.